Molecule: messenger RNA, 4405 nt
Organism: Phascolarctos cinereus (koala)
Lineage: Eukaryota; Metazoa; Chordata; Mammalia; Diprotodontia; Phascolarctidae
Source: RefSeq, a predicted model, not a curated record
AUGAAGAAAGCUAGCAGGACGACCGUGUCAGCACCCAGACCGGCGGGGACAGCUAAGAGCAAGCCAGACGGCCUGACAGGAGGCAAGCUUUCCAAGCCCAGCACAGCCUCGUUGACCAAGGCCAAAAGCAAUGAUGACCUCUUGGCCGGCAUGGCUGGAGCGCCAGGGACAAGCAGCAUGAAAGGGAAGAAGACAUGCCCGGCGGUGGCCUCGGCCUCCAGCGUCCUCGCCGCGAGCGCUGUGGAGAACAAGGCCAAGCCCAGCACAGGCACGAGCUCCAAAAGAAACACGUCUGCCGGGAGCAAAGAGCCCAGCUCCGCUCGUGAACGGCUGCGGGAGCGGCCUCGUCUGAGCCUGAGCAAGAGGGUGCCCGCCGCAGGCCAGGGCCCUGGCGAUCCUGCACUGGCACUGACCAAGCGCUCCCGGAGCCGCGGGAGUGCCGAGACGGACGUGCGCAUGAGCAAGUCCAAGUCAGACAACCAGAUCAGUGACAAGGCGGCCCUGGAGGCCAAGGUGCAGGACCUGCUGGGGCUGGCCAAAGCCAAGGAUGUGGAGAUCCUCCGCCUGCAGAACGAGCUGCGGGACAUGCGGGGGCAGCUGGGGCUGUGCGAGGAGCCCCCAGAGGGCGCGGCCCAUGUGGAGGCCACCUUGCUGCAGCUCCAGGACCAUAACACCACCGUCCACCAGAAACUCAGCCGGCUGAAGAACGAAAACAGGAUGCUCAAGGACCGCUUGAAUGCCCUGGGCUUCUCACUGGAGCAGGGGCUCGACCAGCCCGAGAAGCUGUUUGCCUGCCAGUCCUUGAGCCCUGACAUGACGGCGCCGGUGGCAUUGGUGAGCGGCAGCCCCGGCGACGGAGGUGGGGGCGCGCUGGCCUCGUCGGCUGAGGGCUCAGCCCAGGGCUCCCUGGAGGACCUGCUGAGCCCGGAUGAGCCGGCGCCCAUGGGCCGCCCGCAGAGCGCGUCCCUGGACAACCUGGACAGCGAGUGCAGCGAGGUGUACCAGCCGCUGACGUCGAGCGAUGACGCCUUGGACGCGCAGGGCUCCUCGCGCUCCCCGUCGGCCUCGUCCUCAGGCUCGGAGGCCGAGGGUCCACGGGGCCGGGGGCGGCAGCGGCGGGGGACACGGGAGCAGGGUGAGGCGGCCUCGGUGGCAUGCCUGACGGAGCGUCUGCAGCAGAUGGAGGAGAACCAGCACAGCACAUCUGAGGAGCUGCAGGCCACACUGCAGGAGCUGGCCGACCUGCAGCAGAUCUCACAGGAGCUGGGUGGCGAGAACGAGCGUCUGGGCGAGGAGCGGCUGCUGCUGCUGCAGUCUCUGUGCCAGCAGAGCGAGCGCCUCGAGCUCCUGGGCCGCCAGCUUGAGUACCUGCGCUCGCUGCUUGACGAGCACCACGUCGCCUACGUGCUCGACGAGGAUGUCAAGAGCGGCCGCUACCUGGAGCUGGAGCAGCGCUUCCUGGAGCUGGCGGAGAGUGCACGCUUUGAGCGCGAGCAGCUGCUGGGUGUGCAGCAGCACCUCAGCGCCGCCCUGCAGAUGGCCGAGCAGGACAACAAGGACGCGCAGGAGCUCGUCGGCGCCCUCAAGGAGCGCAACUUGCACAUGGAGCGUGCCCUGGAGGCCGAGCAGAAGAACAGUGCCUCCCUGGCUGCUGCCCUUGAGCAGCACCAGGCCACCAUGGCUGGAGACCAGCUGGAGCUGGGCCGCCUGCGUGCCCAGCUUGAGAGCGAGAAGCAGCGCGUGGCUGAGCUCUAUUCCCUCCACAGUGCAGGGGACAAGUCGGACAUCCAGGACCUCUUGGAUGGCGUGCGCCUGGAAAAGGACAAGGCCGAAGCCCUAGCUAGCGGCCUGCAGGAGGACCUGAACCACGCCCGGGCCGACGUUGCCCGUCUGCAGGACGCCAUCGCCAAGGUCCAGGAGGAGUAUGGAGGCUUCCAGGAAGAGGCCCAGAAGAAGAUGGGAGAGCUGAAUAUGGCCUUGGAGAAGCUGCGCUCCGAGCUGGAGGAGAAAGAGACAGAGCGAGGAGACAUGAAGGAGACCAUCUUUGAGCUGGAGGACGAGGUGGAGCAGCACCGAGCCGUGAAACUCCAUGACAACCUCGUCAUCUCCGACUUGGAGAACACUGUCAAGAAACUCCAGGACCAAAAGCAUGACAUGGAUAGAGAGGUCAAGACGCUUCAUCGAAGGCUGCGGGAGGAGUCGGCCGAGUGGCGGCAGUUUCAGGCUGACCUGCAGACGGCUGUGGUCAUAGCCAAUGACAUCAAAUCUGAGGCUCAGGAGGAGGUUGGGGACCUGAAGCGCCGCCUCCAGGAGGCCCAGGAGAAGAACGAGAAGCUUACCAAGGAGCUGGAGGAAAUAAAGUCCAGAAAGCAAGAGGAGGAGCGGGGCCGCGUCUACAACUACAUGAACACAGUGGAGAGAGACCUGGCCGCCUUACGCCAGGGCAUGGGCCUGAGCAGAAGGUCGUCAGCGUCCUCUGAGCCCACCCCGACGGUGAAGACCCUCAUCAAGUCUUUCGACAGUGCGUCACAAGGACCAACCCCAACCCCGGCUGCCGCAAUGCCUCGAACCCCCCUAAGCCCAAGUCCCAUGAAGACCCCCCCAGCUGCUGCUGUCUCCCCGAUGCAGAGGCACUCUAUGGGCGGCUCCUUAUCUACCACCAAGCCCCUGCCUGCUCUGUCGGACAAGAGGCCAAACUACGGAGACCUUCCCUGCCAGGAGCGUUUGUUACGCACCGGGUCAGUCAGCAGGCCGGCGCCAUUAUUGAGAGUCCCGGCCAUGGAGGGCACCAAGUCUAUCUCAGCAUCUUCCCGCCGGAGUAGUGAGGAAAUCAAGCCAGAUGGACCCUCUGCAGCCUCCCUGAUGGCAAUGGGCCCAGCGUCCCCUCAGCUCUCUCAUCCCUCCCCCACAGCAUCCGUGACCCCGACCGCCCGCAGCCGCAUCAGGGAGGAGAGGAAGGACCCCCUGUCAGCCCUGGCCCGAGAGUAUGGAGGCUCCAAGAGGAACGCCCUGCUGAAGUGGUGCCAGAAGAAGACUGAGGGCUACCAGAACAUCGACAUUACCAACUUUAGCAGCAGCUGGAAUGACGGCCUGGCCUUCUGUGCCCUCCUGCACACCUACCUGCCUGCCCACAUCCCCUACCAAGAGCUAACCAGCCAAGACAAGAGAAGGAAUUUCUCCCUGGCCUUCCAGGCAGCAGAAAGUGUUGGCAUUAAAUCCACCCUGAAUAUCUGUGAGAUGGUGCGGACGGAGCGUCCGGACUGGCAGAGCGUCAUGCAAUACGUGACGGCCAUUUACAAGUACUUUGAAACCUGAUGCUGCUGGCCGAGGGUCCCCGUGGGACCCUUUUACUGGCCAGCCCAGGGUCCUGGCUGGGCCCUGGCUGGACCAAGAGCCGGCCGUGCCUUUCAUCCAGACCUUGCUGCAGAUCCGGUCCUCGGGAAGGACCCCAGGAAGGGGGGGUGUGCCAUGCAGGGCCUGAGCUCAUCUGCUCACCUGCCUUCCCCACUUACUUUGGCGUGGCUGCCAUAGAGAUAAAUGCGUGGGAUGAAUGAAGAACAUUUUCCGUGAUGCGCGACCCCUGCCCUGCUCCUCGCACCCAGCAGGCUCUGGUCCUGGCACCAGCCCACGCUGUACUCCUACCAGAGUUCAAUAGCAUUCUAGUAAUGAUAAAGCUACUACAGCGUGGCCGCACCGGAGCCAGGGAGUAGGUGUAAAGGAAGGAAGAAAAGGGAAAACCCAGCCCUCUGGGAACUCUGAGUGGGAUCGCUGGAGGCUCACCCCACCUGGGCCUGAGCUGUAGAAAGUGCCUUUCCUCUCUCUCCUUGGAGGCUGAGCCGCUCCCUGCGGCUUCCUUGAGAUCUGGCCUCACCCCAGGGACGUUGGCAGGCCAGAGCCCACGGGCUGUGUGUGCCUGCCCUUUCCCCAUGCCCACUCACCUCAGAAACUGUUGAGCAGGAGCCUCCCUUGCACGUGGGUCCCCCAGGCCAUAGCUUGGCCUGCUCUCCGAGAUGCCCGGCCAACAUGUGUUUGGGAGGUCCAGCAAAGGAAGGAGGGAAAGAGGAGGGGUGCUUGUGUGACAGAUGGAUGGUGCGUGCUCUUGGUACCAGGACCUGGGCCCAGAUGGCCCGAUUCAGGCUUCAGCGCCAACAAGUUCUGGGUUCCACUGACGGAGGAGUGUUCACCUUCCGGGGGUUACUUUUGGAGCCACCCAUGGCGUCACCUGGGGGCCAGAGCAGAAGGAAGAGGGAGUUCCCAAUCAGAAAUGAGCAGACCCUUCCCCUGGUGUGGGCCACAGCCACGGUUCCUGGGCCACGGGGGUUUCCAACCACCGAGAAGCUUCUCAUGGACUGUCCUUUUUAUUUUGUUAACUCUUUCUGAAUGUAUUAAACGGUUACACACUUUA